Malassezia globosa CBS 7966 is the source of this 1338-nucleotide messenger RNA. RefSeq lists its product as uncharacterized. The transcript has a single exon. The record is from RefSeq and is a predicted model, not a curated record. The coding region runs from base 1 to 1338 and encodes 445 amino acids. NCBI's taxonomy places the organism in Eukaryota, Fungi, Basidiomycota, Malasseziomycetes, Malasseziales, Malasseziaceae.
AUGCAUCAUGCUACCAAUUCGCUUGACGGCGAUGAAAUAAAUGUAGCGAACUACACUAAUACUUCCAGCUCAAUGGACAAAGCCGGCAGCGCAAUUCCACCUACGCAACGCCCUGAGUCGGCACCCAGCAGGCCGCGUCCGUUCUCCAAUACACAAUUGAUUUUGCCUAAGCGCGCGGGCUCAUCCAUGUCGUCGAAAGUUUUCGAAGAACUUAGAGCUGAAUUUGGAACAGCCAAUUCUAGAGAGAAAGCUCCCAACCCUCAUCCACGCACACAAGAUACCCUCGACUUGCCAGCUAAGACCCUAGCUAGUACCACUUGUCCAUUUUGUCACGAAAAGCUGCAGAAUCCAUCCGCUGAAUUGUCUGCUAUGAUUUCAUAUUGGCAGCAACGCCGAAAGUCUGGAACGGUGCUUCGCCCCACUGACACAUUGGCAGUGUGCCAACGGCACCGGGAUGAGCAAGAUGUAAUCCCACACGGCAAAUCGCAGGGCUGGCCAAUGCAAAUUGAUUUCAGGCAACUUCGCCGACGUAUUACCCAACCGCAAAGCCGAUAUAUGGGCGUGCUACAAGACCGGAUCAUAGCACCAGAACAGAGCCGUUGGUUUCAUGCAGCACGAGCUCGUCGCGAAGCUAUGGGCAAGAAGAUGAGCGCAAGUGUACAUCAAAUUGACUUGUUUCAUGAGCGACAGUCAGGAUAUUAUGGCGAGCGUGGUUGGGAAUUGUUCCAUGACAUCCUAUUUGCGGCUUUUGUGCAAGACCCACUCAUGACGUCCUUGGAUUUGAAGCAGGAUACUUUAUUGGACAAAAUUGCACCGUUGGAUGCGCCAGAAUUUGUGGAUCAAGUGCUUCUGCCCGAGCUUGUGUGCAUGCUAAUUCAAGAUGAUAUGGGUGGCACAGGGCAAGCAACAUAUGAGGAUGCGAUCCAAGUACAGCAAGAGAGUCAAAAAUUCGGCGUGGCGAUGUAUGCGAGUGAUGCAGCUGAUGCGUCGGCAGUAAGCGAUACACGGAGAUCUAGCGGAAGUUGGAUUGGAGCAUCGCCGAAACGCGCUAAGAAAAUGGAGCGGGAUGACGACGAUCCAUUUGUGCCCGGGGGAUCAUCACGAGCAAGAUCACAAUCGAAAUAUGUACAACAGACCUUGCCUGUGCGCCGACGGUCGACACGCAAUUGCACCCCACCCGCUACAACAUACCAGGAGGACUCCUCGUCAAGUGAUUCAGACGAAGUAGUGCCAGUAAAAGUAUGGCACCAGCAACGCUUGUUUUUACCAACAAGGAGAAAGGCAGCCUCCUCGUCACCAAGACCAAAGCCGCGUCCAGCCCACAGAUCAGGAAUAUAG